CUACAGUGCCUCCGCCGCGCCGCUAGGGGGCAGCGCGGACGGAUGAAGGAGUCCGAGCCAGAGACAAGGAGAUCUGGAGCUGCGCAGAGCAGGACGCCGAGCAUCCUGGAGCCCCGCUUCAACAUCUGGCGCUGACCCUGCGAUCCAGGCUGGCCAAGCUGCCACAGGAUCCUGCACACCAACCAGAGCGGACCCGGAGCCCCAGGCCGGCUGCGCUGACCCCGGGUGCUGCAUGCCGUCCAGAGAUGAUCCCCCUUCCUGGCUUGACUGAGCUGACCGUGGACCCCCCACGCCAGCCAGAGGAGACCCGAGCCCCCGGCCUGGCUGCGCUGACCCUGGAGCCCGUGCACUGCCGACCUGAGCUCCUGGACGCCUGCGCCGACCUCAUCAACGAGCAGUGGCCGCGCAGCCGCGCCUCCCGCCUGCACUCCCUGGGCCAGUCCUCCGACAACUUCCCCCUCUGCCUGAUGCUGCUGAGCCCCCACCCCAUGCCCGGGCACCCCCCCAUUGUGGUGGGACAUGCCCGCCUGUCGCGGGUGCUAGACCGGCCCCAGAGCCUCCUGGUGGAGACAGUGGUGGUGGCCCGGGCCCUGAGGGGCCGUGGCUUUGGCCGCCGCCUCAUGGAGGGCCUUGAGGCCUUUGCUCAGGCCCGGGGCUUCCACCGGCUGCACCUUACCACCCAUGACCAGCUGCACUUCUAUGCCCACCUGGGCUACCAGCUGGGGGAGCCGGUGCAGGGCCUGGUCUUCGCCAGCCGACGGCUGCCCGCCGCUCUGCUCAGUGCCUUCUCCAGGGCCCCAUGCCGCCGGCCACCCUGCAAGGCCCCUAGCCUGGCUGCCCACACUGCCCCCAAAGCCUCCAAAGGGCCAUCAUUGCCGCCACCCCCUCCCCUGCCUGAGCCCUUGGCCACCUCACUGCCCCCUCCACCCGGGCUCUCCCCACCAAGCCUGCUGGAGACGGGGUACCAUGACCUGAGAGGAGACCCCAUAUUUUGGAUGGAGAAGGACAUCUGAGGGGCACCUGGGACAGGGCACCAUCUUUCUGGUUCAGUGGACUCCCCAGGACAGUCCCAGCCUCAGCCCCUGGCCCCGGGGGCAGCUGAGUGCCGGUGGGACCAGGACAUGGCUCCCUGGCUGGGGCUCCAGGCUGUCAGUGUGGCUGAAUAAAGGCUUCUGUUGGGUGUGGCUA
Myotis lucifugus (little brown bat) is the source of this 1188-nucleotide messenger RNA. It is a transcript of the gene NAA80, whose product is annotated as N-acetyltransferase 6. Gene Ontology annotation, biological process: protein acetylation. The transcript is spliced from 2 exons. Gene Ontology annotation, cellular component: cytoplasm. Bases 246 to 1013 code for a protein of 255 amino acids. NCBI's taxonomy places the organism in Eukaryota, Metazoa, Chordata, Mammalia, Chiroptera, Vespertilionidae. Gene Ontology annotation, molecular function: N-acetyltransferase activity; acetyl-CoA binding. The record is from RefSeq and is a predicted model, not a curated record.